AUACCAGUAUGUAUAGGUCAUGAUUGGGGUCAUGUUGUUUUUAUGUAACGGUAAAGUUUACGGCUAUGCUGAGGAGCAUCGAACAUACACAUUUCAAAGAAUAACCAAGAAGAUUAGGCUGAUUGAUGUGACGUAGUUGAUAUAUGAUAUAUUGCUGGUAAACAGAGAAGUAAACACUAAAGAUGAUUUGAGAACAACAGUCAUGACAUCAUCACAGGUCUUGUUGUUUCGAUGAGAACAGUCAUGAUAUUCCCUGAUACAGUCACCUAGGAAAUGUUACAAAACAGGAUACACAUAUUACAUCAACAUGUUCAUUUAUUACCAAAGAAAAAUACAUUAGUCUGCUCAAACAUCAGCACAUAUCAACGAUCUUGUCGCUGUAGUAAAAGACGGACUUCAGUCAAUGUGAUGUCUACAUUUACAUUUUGUUGUAACAGGCUUAUUACAACUGGUCUGGUAGCCAGGUCUUCAAGUUGUGGUCAUAAAUUUACCUCAAAAGAACUGAUAAAUGUACCAAGAGUAAAUGGCGAAGGAUCACAUGUCAUUUUAUCCUACUUCUCCAUGUCAGGUUCAGGACAAAAAGAAGCAAAUUUGAGAGGAAAAAACAAAUUGUAUCAGAAUUUUUCUUCAGUUUUAUGCUUGAAAAGAAAGGUAUUUGUCUACGGACAACACUUCUUUUCCACCAGUAGUAUUAAUUGUCAGAUUGGUUAUAAUCUAAAAAACAAUGUCAAAGACUGUUAUUCAUUAUUUAAUCUGCCACCUGACUGUUCAGAGGAGGAGUUACGAGAGGCCUAUCUACGAUUGGCUAAACAGUAUCAUCCAGACAGUGGGACAUCAACAGCAUGUCCUCGCAAGUUUUCACAGAUUCAGGAUGCUUAUAAAGCCAUUAGGGCAAAUAUGAAAGCUGAUCUACAGAUGCCAGUUGACAUGGUUGAGGAGCAGGAAGAGGGAAUAUUUGACUUUCCACAUACACUACCACAGCAUAGACAAUACCUUGGUAAUGAGGGUAUAGGAUUCGGUAACCCUACUCAGAGACAGACCCAAUAUAACAAAUAUAAAGUACAAAGAGCUUCAGAAGUUGUGACGGAGUUCAGAAUGAAUAAAAAUGUCUUGCAAACAGAAACCUCAGCAUUAGCAGUUAAUAAGAAGCAAGCCAAGAAAAGUAAAAUCAGUAACACUAUAGAGAGAAUAGUAGAAGACUUGAUACAAGAGUCUAUGAGUAAAGGAGAGUUUGACAAUCUGUCAGGUAAAGGGAAGCCACUGGACUAUACUGAGAGAAAUCCAUUAGUCGACACCAUGACUCAUAACAUCAAUAAGAUACUGAUCAACAAUGGAUAUGCACCACAAUGGAUAACAUUAGAAAAAGAAAUAAGAGAGGACAUUACAAGUAUAAGAAGGAGAUUGGCCAUCGAAAAAAAGAAUAUGGAUAGUCUUGCAUCAUCUUCUUCACAAGAGAAGAAGUGGAAGCAUCAUGUAAAAGUGUUUGAAAAUGCAAUUUUAGAACUAAAUGAAAAAAUAAUGAAGUUUAACAUGAUAGUGCCUGUUACCCUUUUACAAAAACAGAAAAUACCUUACAAUGUUAAAAGAGAAAUCCAGAGGGUUUCUGAAAGAUAUGAGGAAUACAUUCCACCUGACAGUCAUGUGACAUCUCCAGAUAUUUCAUCAGAAAUGGACAGUUAUAUUGCUGAGAGGGAUAGUGAUAGUAUAGAAUGGAAAGGGACAUGGACAUUUAUUAAAGAGACAUUUAAAAGUUUGAAAUCAUGAAACA
Mytilus trossulus (common blue mussel) is the source of this 1768-nucleotide messenger RNA. Its product is annotated as dnaJ homolog subfamily C member 28-like. Bases 274 to 1764 code for a protein of 496 amino acids. The record is from RefSeq and is a predicted model, not a curated record. The transcript has 6 exons. NCBI's taxonomy places the organism in Eukaryota, Metazoa, Mollusca, Bivalvia, Mytilida, Mytilidae.